Rangifer tarandus platyrhynchus (Svalbard reindeer) is the source of this 1833-nucleotide messenger RNA. The record is from the annotation of a GenBank genome assembly. Lineage: Eukaryota; Metazoa; Chordata; Mammalia; Artiodactyla; Cervidae.
AUGAGUGAUGAGAGGCGGCUGCCUGGCAGUGCGGUGGGCUGGCUGGCGUGCGGAGGCCUCUCACUACUGGCCAAUGCCUGGGGCAUCCUCAGCGUGGGGGCCAAGCAGAAGAAGUGGAAGCCCCUAGAGUUCCUGCUGUGCAUGCUGGCGGCCACCCACAUGCUCAACGUGGCCGUGCCCAUCGCCACCUACGCUGUGGUGCAGUUGCGGCGCCAGCGCCCCGACUACGAGUGGAACGAGGGCCUCUGCAAGGUCUUCGUGUCCACCUUCUAUACCCUCACCCUGGCCACCUGCUUCUCCGUCACCUCCCUCUCCUACCACCGCAUGUGGAUGGUCCGCUGGCCUGUCAACUACAGGCUGAGCAACGCCAAGAAGCAGGCGGUUCACACGGUCAUGGGCAUCUGGAUGGUGUCCUUCAUCCUGUCGGCCCUGCCUGCCGUUGGCUGGCAUGACACGAGUGAGCGCUUCUACACCCACGGCUGCCGCUUCAUCGUGGCUGAGAUCGGCCUGGGCUUUGGCGUCUGCUUCCUGCUGCUGGUGGGCGGCAGUGUGGUCAUGGGUGCCGUCUGCACGGCCAUUGCCCUCUUCCAGACACUGGUGGUGCAGGUGGGGCGCCGGGCAGACCGCCGCGCCUUCACCGUGCCCACUAUCGUGGUGGAAGAUGCGCAGGGCAAGCGCCGCUCCUCCAUCGACGGCUCGGAGCCUGCCAGGACCUCGCUGCAGAUCACUGGCCUGGUGGCCACCAUCGUGGUCAUCUACGACUGCCUCAUGGGCUUCCCCGUGCUGGUGGUGAGCUUCAGCAGCCUACGGGCAGACGCCUCGGCGCCCUGGAUGGCACUGUGUGUGCUGUGGUGCUCGGUGACCCAGGCCCUGCUGCUGCCUGUCUUCCUCUGGGCCUGUGACCGCUACCGCGCUGAUCUCAAGGCUGUCUGGGAGAAGUGUAUGGCCCUCAUGGCCAAUGAUGAGGAUUCGGAUGAUGAUACCAGCCUGGAAGGUGGCGUCCCCCCAGACCUAGUGCUGGAGCGCUCCCUGGAUUACAGCUACGGGGGCGACUUUGUGGCCCUGGACAGGAUGGCCAAAUAUGAGCUCUCUGCCCUGGAGGAGGGGGGCCUGCCCCAGUUCUACCCUCUGCGGCCCUUGCAGGAGGACAAGAUGCAGUACCUGCAGGUCCCGCCUACGCGACGCUUCUCGCACGACGACGCAGACGUGUGGGCCGCCGUCCCGCUGCCGACGUUCCUGCCGCGCUGGGGCUCUGGCGAGGACCUGGCCGCCCUGGUGAUGCCAGGCGGGCCCGAUCGGCGCCGCGGCAGUCUGCUGGCCCUCUCAGAGGACGCGCCCCCCUUCCGCCCGCGACGUCGCUCGGCCGAGAGCCUGCUGUCGCUGCGCCCCCCGACCCUGGACGACGGCCCGCGCCGCGCCCCCGGCUCGCCCCCCAGCAGCCCUUGCCACCGCCCCGGGCCCGGCGUUCGCUGCGCCUCCGCCUCGCUGCUGCCCGACGCCUUCGCGCUGACCGCCUUCGAGCGGGAGCCGCAGUCCCUGCGCCGCCAGCCCGGCCCGCCAGGGCCCUUCCCCGCCUGCGCCCUUGCUCCCGACCGCGCCCAGCUCGGUGGGGACGUGGCUCCCCCUGGCGGCGGCGCGGAGAGGAGCCCCGGGCCCCUCCCGGCCGCACACGGGCAUCCCGGGACCCUGCGGACCGGCCUGAGCGCGUCGUGGGGCGAGCCCGGGGGUCUGCGAGCGGUGGGCGCGGGCAGCACCAGCAGCUUCUUAAGCUCGCCCUCGGAGUCGUCGGGCUACGUCACACUGCACUCGGACUCGCUGGGUUCCGCGUCCUAG